Molecule: messenger RNA, 336 nt
Organism: Olea europaea var. sylvestris
Lineage: Eukaryota; Viridiplantae; Streptophyta; Magnoliopsida; Lamiales; Oleaceae
Exons: 1
Coding region: 1-336 (111 amino acids)
Source: RefSeq, a predicted model, not a curated record
AUGGAUCUAGACCUUGCGCUUCAAAUUGAGAAACCCACUCCUCUUACGAAAGAAAGUUCACCUGAUGAAAAGAGAAACUCUAAAAAAUGGGAUCUCUCAAAUCGCAAAAAUCUAAUGAUCAUUAAGCGCGGCAUUUCGAAAGCAUUUAGAGGUGUAGUAUCCAAAGGGAUAACUAAAGCCAAGGAGUUCCUCGCCAAAAUUAAGAAACAUUUUAUGAAAAACGAUAAAGCUGAAACAAGCAUGCUUUUGCAAAGCUUGAUUUCAAUGAAGUAUAAAGGCAAUGGGAACAUAAGGGAGUACAUCAUGGAGAAGUCUCACAUUGCUUCUAAACUUUAA